Molecule: messenger RNA, 1905 nt
Organism: Sinocyclocheilus grahami
Lineage: Eukaryota; Metazoa; Chordata; Actinopteri; Cypriniformes; Cyprinidae
Product: ubiquitin carboxyl-terminal hydrolase 16-like
Exons: 11
Biological process (GO): protein deubiquitination
Cellular component (GO): nucleus; cytosol
Molecular function (GO): cysteine-type deubiquitinase activity; zinc ion binding
Source: RefSeq, a predicted model, not a curated record
GGGUUUCCUGCACUCACAUCCGUAAAGGAAUAGAGCAAAGCUUACUGAAGAAAGCCGGUCUGGAUGAGCAUUGGAGCGUGUGUCAGGACUGUGAGCCGGACAAACCUGUUGAAAAGCAGAUCUUGGAGGAUGAAACUGACAGAGAAAGUCCAGCUGUGUGGAUGUGCCUGAAAUGCGGCCACAGAGGCUGCGGGAGAUCCGAGAAUCAGCAUGCGAUCAAGCACUACGAGACGCCUCGGUCUGAGCCACACUGUCUAGUGCUCAGUCUGGACGUCUGGAGCGUCUGGUGUUACAUCUGUGAUGAUGAAGUUCAGUAUUGCAGCACGGGGAAGCUGGCGCAGCUGAUCACAAACAUAAGAAAAGAAGUGCUGGCGGAUCCUGUCAAGAGGAACUCCAACAAAAUGCCGAACCAGAUCACAGAUGAGAAGAGCUGCUUCACCAUCACACCUGCACUGUCAUCUGAGCUGGGACCUCUUCAGGUCCAGCUGGAAAGGCCCGGGUCGCUCACGCUGGCUAUGUGUCAGUUUCUGAAUGAAAUCCAUGAGACCAAGAAAGGUGUCGUGACCCCGAAAGAACUCUUCACACAAGUGUGUAAAAAUCUUUUGGUUGCUAGUUUGGGUCAGAGACGUCAGCAGAAACUGGGCAGUAAAGUCGCUCUGGACUCUCUGACCAAUCAGAGCACAGCUAGCAGCACCGAUCCAGCAGACGCCUCCAAUCAGAGUGUAUCAGUAAAUGGCAGCGUUGAUGCAGAAUCAGGUGAAAACAUCCAGGAGCAUUUGAGCCUUGAGAAACCUCCUGCAUGCUCACAAAAUGAGGAUGAAGACGACGAGGAACCCGAGCAAGAGCAUGCUACUUCUGUCAACAACCGCUUCACUGCCUUAUCUGAAGACCAGACCACUGAAGAUGUGUCUGUGGAGGGAGAAGAAAUAGAAGAUGUGAAUGCAAUUGAGAAAGAGGACUGUGCUCACCAGCUUUGUGAUGAAGAGGAUCAGUUAGUAGAAGAACUGAAUGCUGUGUCACUAAAAACAGCUUCAGAAGAUGAGAUGGAGAAUGGAGAUGAGGCCUCGGGUGAUGCUAAAGAAUACACAGUGGUGAAUCAGGACCCAGAGCUGGCCUUUCAAUCACUGGCCAGCAGGGCGGCGCCAGAGAAGCAGGAGUGUUCGGUGGAGUCCUGCCUGUAUCAGUUCACUGAGGUGGAACAUCUCACAGAGAACAACAGACUGAUGUGUGUCACCUGCACAAAACGCCAGUCUGGACAUAAAGCCGCAGACGGUUGUAAGAAAGCUGUUUACAGAGAUGCCCUGAAGCAGAUGCUGAUCUCUGAUCCUCCGGCAGUUCUCACGCUCCACCUGAAGAGAUUCCAGCAGGUUGGAUACAGUGUUUGUAAGGUGAACAGACAUGUGCAGUUUCCUCAGAUCCUGGAUCUCGCUCCAUUCUGCUCUUUAAACUGCAAGGGAGUGAAGGAGGGCGAGACGCGAGUGCUGUAUAGUCUUUACGGUAUAGUGGAACACAGCGGCACCAUGCGGUCUGGACAUUACACAGCUUACAUCAAAUCACGACCUUCAACACACAAUUAUGUAGAAAACGGGCUCGAUGCUGGUUCAGGUCAUGCCGAGGCCAGUAAAGGAUCAUGGUUUCACAUUAGCGACAGCAGUGUUCAUCCGGUUCCAGAGGCCAAAGUGCAGAGUUCCCAAGCCUACCUCCUGUUCUACGAGAAGAUCUCAUAACUCAUAUGAGGAACGAUCUUCAAAACAAAGGGCUGCUGGUGCUUCAUUCCGACUCGGUUGCUGCUGCUGGGAAAUCCUGUUAAAACACUCUGCAAAUGAAAACUUGAAUCAAAGUCGUUUUGUAUGAGCAUCGUCUUUUAUUUUUUUCUCUCUGUUAUCAGCUGCGGUUCAGAGGGAA